AGCGAGAUGGUCGUUCGCUGGAUUGCUUUUAUAUUGGGGGCAGCUCUCUUACAGAGCUUAUCCGCGUUAAGCCCCAUUCCUGUACCCGAAGAUGAGUGGACGGAAUUUUGGAGAAUGUUGCGUGACCCAUCCUACCGCCUUCCUACCACCACGCGGCCAUCACGAUAUGAAAUUAACUUGACUCCGUAUUUCGAUAUCACUACUGCUCCUAAUAUUAGACCAUUUUCUUUUGAUGGUAUUGCAUUUAUAUACAUCACAGCCACUGAGGCUAAUGUCAGAGAAAUAGUAAUGCACUGUAAUGAUCUGACGAUCCAAAGUGUGUCUGUCACUUUAAACAAUGCUCAGAUAGGUCUAACUAGCGAUACGUUCGAGUGUGAGAUGCCAAGGAGCUUUUUAAGAAUAGGUACGAAUGAAGCAUUGCAAUUGGGACAGCAAUAUGUUGUUCGAGUAACGUACACGGGUAAUCUCCAAACGAAUAUGCGAGGUUUCUAUAGGAGUUGGUACAGAGACUCAACUGGGAUAAGGUGGAUGGGUACAACCCAAUUCCAGCCCGGUCAUGCUCGCCAAGCAUUCCCUUGUUACGACGAGCCCUCGUUUAAAGCACUGUUUGAUAUCACCAUCAAUAGAGAAAGCAAUUUCAGUUCCAGCAUAUCCAACAUGCCGAUAAGAAAUGCAGCAAUCUUACCCAACGGAAGAACGGCUGAAACAUUUUACACAACUCCACUAACUUCGACGUAUUUAGUUGCGUUUAUAGUGUCGCAUUACCAGAAAGUAUCGACCAAUAAUAAUUUACAACGCCCAUUCGAUAUAUACGCUAGAGAUAAUGCUGGAAGAACUGGUGAUUGGUCUCUUGAAAUUGGUGAGAAACUUCUUGAAGCUAUGGAAAAUUAUACUCAAAUUCCAUAUUAUACUAUGGCUCAAAACAUAAACAUGAAACAAGCUGCCAUCCCAGACUUUUCUGCUGGUGCUAUGGAAAAUUGGGGUCUCUUAACGUACAGGGAAGCCUUAAUUCUGUACGACCCACAAAAUUCCAACCAUUUCUACAAACAACGGGUAGCCAAUAUAGUAUCGCACGAGGUCGCUCAUAUGUGGUUUGGUAACCUUGUCACUUGUGCUUGGUGGGACAACUUAUGGUUAAACGAAGGAUUCGCCAGAUUUUAUCAGUACUAUCUCACACAUUCGGUUGCGCCCGAUUUAGGAUACGACACUAGAUUUAUUGUAGAACAAGUUCAUUCUGCCAUGUUAUCUGAUUCCAUUGAUUCUGCACACGCGCUUACAAACCCAGAUGUUAAUGAUCCCGCUACUGUUAGUGCGCACUUCUCUGUUAUCACCUAUGCAAGAGGUGCUUCCGUCCUUAGAAUGACUCAACAUUUACUCGGAGAAGACACCUUUGUUAAAGGACUACGCAGAUAUCUAGACGCCAGGAAAUUCGAUGUAGCAGAACCGGGUCAUUUGUUUGAAGCUUUGGAUGCAGCAGCAGCUGAAGACAAUGCACUCGCCCAGUACAACGGUAUCACUAUUGAUAGAUAUUUCAAAUCCUGGUCUGAAAAGGCCGGUCAUCCUGUGCUGACUGUCAGCAUUAACCAACGAACAGGUCAAAUGAUUGUAACUCAAUCACGUUGGAACCGCGAUAAUGGAGUCUCACAAUUCCCCAGUCUUUGGGACGUUCCUAUCACGUGGACGAGAGGAGGAGCUCCAGAAUUCAAUAACCUAAAACCAUCGCAAGUCUUGACAGCUCAAGUGUCUACUGUUCAAAGAGGGACAGAGGGUCACGAGUGGGUUAUUUUCAAUAAACAGCAAACUGGGUUCUAUAGGGUGAACUAUGAUAACACUAACUGGGCUCUUUUGACUAGAGCUCUUCGUAGCAAUAACAGAACAUUGAUUCAUGAAUUGAAUCGUGCUCAGAUCGUUGAUGAUCUAUUUGCUUUCGGUAGAGCUGGAGUUCUGCCUUACAAUAGAGUUUUUAAUGUUUUGUCGUUUUUAAAAAUGGAAGAUGGUUAUGCACCAUGGAUCGCUGCUAUUACAGGUUUUAACUUCGCAGCAAGUCGAUUAUCAUACAACAGUACCCAUUUGCAAAGAUUACGGAAUGAAAUAAUAAAUCUGAGCACUGCUGUCACCGCACGUCUUGGUUACACCGAAGUAAAUAGUGAUACAUAUAUGGACGGUUUACUUCGUAUGUACGUUAUGACAUUCCUGUGCAAUAUGGGUCACCCUGAAUGCACAGCAGCAGCAAGACAAAACUUUGCAAGCUGGAGAAGUAAUACAUUCUUACCAGCGAAUAUGCGUCCAUGGGUUUACUGCAGUGGUCUUAGACAAGGAACUGCUGAAGAUUUCGAUUAUUUCUGGAAUCGUUUCCUCAAUGAAGAUCUCGCUAGCGAGAUUGUUGUUAUGAUACAAGCUGCUGGAUGUACAACUGAUCAACUAAGCUUAGAUAAAUUCUUAGACGCUAUAAUAUCAAACAACGACAUUAUCAGGCCACAAGAUUUUAGUACUGCUUGGAACUCAGCAGUGACUGGCAAUGAAGAAAAUACAGCAAGAUUAUUUAACUGGCUCAGAAGAAAUGUAAAUCAAGUCAUAGCUAACCUUGGCAGCGCUGCUACUCCUAUAAGCAACAUUGCUAGUCGCUUAAGAAACGAAGAACAGAUCAAUGAAUUCUUAGCUUGGUUGGAACAAAAUCGUGAGAUUCUCGGUAACGAUUAUAACACUGGAAUCAAUGGAGUCACGGCUACUAGAAACAACCUUGCAUGGUCAGUUCGUCGUGUGUCCGAAUUCCUAAACUACUUUGACACUGGUUUCGUUGAAGAUGAACUUGACGAUAUAACAGAUGAAGACGGUGGAACUGAAGAUGGUGGAACUGAAGACGGUGGAAAUGAAGACGGUGGUGAAGACAGUGGUGAUGGCGAACCAGACUCGGCUAAUAUAGUUACGCUAAGCUUUGUAACUUUAGUGACAACAGUUGCUAUAAGUUUAAUGGCAUAAUGUUGAAAUAUAAUAAUGU
Messenger RNA from Vanessa atalanta (red admiral), 2998 nucleotides. RefSeq names its product membrane alanyl aminopeptidase-like (gene Apn1). NCBI's taxonomy places the organism in Eukaryota, Metazoa, Arthropoda, Insecta, Lepidoptera, Nymphalidae. The record is from RefSeq and is a predicted model, not a curated record. Gene Ontology annotation, molecular function: peptide binding; metalloaminopeptidase activity; zinc ion binding. Gene Ontology annotation, biological process: proteolysis; peptide catabolic process. Bases 7 to 2979 code for a protein of 990 amino acids. The transcript is spliced from 14 exons. Gene Ontology annotation, cellular component: cytoplasm.